Cryptomeria japonica (Japanese cedar) is the source of this 2139-nucleotide messenger RNA. Its product is annotated as protein S-acyltransferase 24. Lineage: Eukaryota; Viridiplantae; Streptophyta; Pinopsida; Cupressales; Cupressaceae. The record is from RefSeq and is a predicted model, not a curated record. Gene Ontology annotation, biological process: protein palmitoylation. The transcript has 13 exons. Bases 309 to 1931 code for a protein of 540 amino acids. Gene Ontology annotation, cellular component: Golgi membrane. Gene Ontology annotation, molecular function: palmitoyltransferase activity; protein binding.
ACUCUAACCGUAUUUUCUCACCUCAAACUUGGAGUAGCAAAAAACAUCUACCUCGUUCACCUAACAGAUUAUGUUCGAACACAAAAAUUCUAUUUUCACAUCGAUCAUACUAGAAAUGCGAAGCAUAUAAAUUAGAAGCAGGGGCGCCUGCUUCAGUUUUCUCUCGCCUCUUUUUUGAAAAGACAAAGGUUUCAGAAGUCAUUUUCUAAUCAAUCUCUAAACAUGUAUAUAUAGAUGUAUAUAUUGUCUUUUCAGUUGAAGAGAGUGUAAGUACGAAACCCCGGAGUGUUUGGGAGUAUAGACCUGAAAUGGCUUCUUCAGAGAUCGAGCUUGCCCCAGAAACCCAAAACAAUUUGGGACACGAAGAACAGCUGAAAAAUAAUGUGUAUGCCGCAGCUACAUAUGGCGAUGUGGAGACUUUAAAGAGGUUGUUGUUAGAGGAGGGUUGCUCUGUAGCAAAGCCUGAUGGCAACGGUUAUUAUGCUCUGCAGUGGGCUGCUUUGAAUAAUCAUACCGCAGCUGUACACUUCAUUCUUGAGCAUGGUGGGGAUGUAAAUGUUGCUGAUAAUGGUGGGCAAACCGCUUUGCAUUGGGCUGCUGUCCGAGGUUGUGUUGAGGUUGCAGAGAUUUUACUCCAGAAUGGUGCCAGGGUAGAAGCAGCAGAUUGCAAUGGUUAUCGGACAACACAUGUAGCAGCUCAGUAUGGGCAGACAACUCUUUUGUACCAUAUUAUCACAAAAUGGAAUGCUGAUUUUGAUGUACCUGACAAUGAUGGGAGGAGUCCUUUACAUUGGGCUUCUUACAAAGGCUUCACGGACUGUAUUAGAUUGCUUUUAUUUAUGGAUGCAUCUCAAGGACGACAAGACAAUGAAGGUUGUACUCCUUUGCAUUGGGCUGCAAUAAGGGGUAAUUUAGAGGCCUGCACUGUGCUCGUGCUCUCAGGCACAAAACAGGACCUGGUGGCAAAAGAUAAAAAAGGCUGCACUCCUGCACAGAUUGCAGUUGACAGAGGUCAUCAGCAUGUGGCUUCAUUUCUUUUAAAUGCCCAGAAGAAAUUAAAUCGUCAGUGGGAUGAGAACAGUUAUAUUGGAAAGAUUGCAAAGCUAGGACUUGCACCUGUACUUUUUUUUGUGAUGGUUGCACUUAUAAUCACUUUUUUCAACUCAGUCCUGACAUCAUCCACGCUUUUAAAGGUAACAGCUGUUGUUGGGCUAUGGGGAUGGUUUGCAGUUUUCCUUGGAUCAGUUGGCCUCAUCAUGUUCUACAGAUGCAUCAGUAAGGAUCCUGGGUAUAUUGAAAUGAAUUCACGCGACUCACAUACCUCUAAACAUGAAGAUGAAUCUUUGUUAAACAGUGAGUUAAACAAUUCUGCUCCGUGGGCAGGAUUUUGGUCUCAGCUUUGCCCAACUUGCAAGAUAAUCAGGCCUGUACGAUCCAAGCAUUGCUCUUCUUGCAACCGUUGUGUUGAGCAAUUUGAUCACCAUUGCCCAUGGAUUUCUAACUGUGUUGGCAAGAAGAAUAAGUGGGACUUUUUUGUGUUCAUAUGCCUUCAAACCUCUGCAACAUUUAUUGGUUGUGUAGUUGCUAUUCAGCGGCUUUGGACCGAUCCUAUGGCACCUUCAUCUUCUAGCCCAUGGAUGCAUUAUUUACUUGUUUACCAUCCCGGUGCAGUAGCAUUUCUAUGUGUUGGCACAUUUGUUUUAAUUGGUGCUACAACACUGACUGUCGUACAGGCAACACUGAUUGCACGGAACAUGACAACAAAUGAGAUGGCAAACCGGAAUCGUUACACUUAUCUCAAAGCUCCAGAUGGUCGAUUUCAGAAUCCUUACAAUCAUGGGUUUCAAAAGAAUUGCACAAAUUUCUUUGUUAAUGGUUAUAAUGAAGAUAAUGAGAUUCCCUGGAAGUCUUUACUAGAGAGUGGAGUUUGAAUACAUGGGUAGGUUCUAUGUUAAGUUCCCUUCGUGUAGUCAUCAAAAACCAACCAUUUUGAAUAUUGAUUAUACUCGGAAUAACUUCCAUGAAUGUUGAAUCUGCAGUUACUAAAACCUGACAUUCAGGCUGUAUAAAUAUUUUUUUUCAAGUAUUCAACUAAUUUGUCAUUUAAUAACCAGGGAACUUUCCUUGACUUUUCUGAUU